Messenger RNA from Archocentrus centrarchus (flier cichlid), 5186 nucleotides. It is a transcript of the gene crb1, whose product is annotated as crumbs cell polarity complex component 1. The record is from RefSeq and is a predicted model, not a curated record. Lineage: Eukaryota; Metazoa; Chordata; Actinopteri; Cichliformes; Cichlidae. The coding region runs from base 345 to 4307 and encodes 1320 amino acids. Gene Ontology annotation, biological process: Notch signaling pathway. Gene Ontology annotation, molecular function: calcium ion binding; Notch binding. The transcript has 14 exons.
CAAAUUUGUUCAUUUCUCUGGAUCUGCGUUUGUGAGCAAUAUAUACAUAAAUUAUUUAUUUCUUGUAAUUUGGCGUGUUUCUACAUUUAGUGACGGCCCAACAGCACGUAUUGUACAGUUAUACAGGGGAGGGUGUGUAGCCCAGUCUGUGCCCCGUUGAACAGCACGCUGUCUUUUUAUUUCUGAGCUAUGGGAGCUCUUGAUGGUGCUCCAGCAGGACAAGUGUGCAUCAAGUGGAUCUGGAGUUGACAACGGCGUUACUGCAAGGCAGAAGCGGAGCAACCUGCAGUAAGAGGACAGCGUAUGGCUAGACUUGAACACAAGGAACAGGAUGAUUUCCUGUCAUGAUUAUGGAUUUAAUUCGUUAUCGUCAUUUUGAAUUACUUGCCUGCACACUACUCAUCUCAUCACUGUUUGUGACGGAGGGUGCUGCUCUGGACAAGCUGCCUCAAACUGUGGACCAGUGCUCCCAAAACCCAUGCCAGAACCAGGCUAUAUGUCAAACCCGUGGUGAUAGCUACUCUUGCUUCUGUGUGCCGGGCUUUCAGGGUUCUCACUGUCAGAUUGAUGUGAAUGAGUGUGCUUCACAGCCCUGCAGGAAUGGAGGAACCUGUGAGGACAGAGUGGGUAGAUUCUCAUGUCUGUGUUCUCCUGGUUUCACUGGUGCUACUUGUGAGAUCCAGAUUGACGAAUGUCAAUCACAACCAUGUCUCAGCGGAGGCAGUUGCCAUGACUACAUUGGUAGCUUCACUUGCACCUGCCUCGCCGGUUUCCAGGGACAACGGUGUGAAAUCAACAUUGACGACUGCCAAGACCACCCUUGCCAAAAUGGGGCCCUGUGUAUAGAUAGAGUGAAUGAUUACAGCUGUGACUGCUCUCACACAGCCUUCACCGGCCGACACUGUGAGACACCUCUGCCACCGUGCUACUCUGAUCCCUGCUUUAACAGCGCCAUCUGCGAGGACAAUGAGGGGAACUACACCUGUGAAUGCUGGCCUGGGUUUGAGGGGCGUCACUGUGAGAUAGAGAUCAACGGGUGCAGCAGCAGCCCUUGCGGAAAUGGUGGCAGCUGCAUUAACAGGUCUUUGCAGACCUUGAAUGGCAGAGAGUCUGAACUCCAUGACCACAACUUUUCUGUAGGUUACAUCUGCAGAUGCCCUCCAGGAACAACAGGCUCCCUCUGCCAGGAGGUGAUAAACCAGUGUGAGCCCAAUCCGUGCCAGAAUGGGGGCAAAUGUGAGAAUCAUGUUGGAGGCUACACUUGCCACUGCCUCAAGCCGAGUCAUGAUGGCAUGCUCUAUGGGGGUGUUAACUGUGAUGUGAAGUUAGUGGGCUGUGAAGGCCAUGAAUGCCAGAACCAAGGCUCCUGCUCUCCUUUCCUGUUGGAUGGGACUCAUGGAUACAUCUGUUCCUGCUCACCUGGGUACACUGGACCUCUCUGUAAGACCCCAACUACCUUUUCCUUUGAACGCAAAGGCUACUUGCUGCUGCACAGUCCCCUCGUGGAUACUGAAGUGAUUUGCAACAUCACCCUGAGCUUCAAGACUGUUCUGCCCAGAGCUCUGUUGUUUCAGAGGAUCACAAACGGUCUGCGGCUGAGCCUGGAACUGGAGGGAGGGCAGCUACGUCUCGCACUGAGGAGGGAGGCCUCUGCUGGGGCAGACAGCCCGAGCCAGGUUCUUGAGCUUCUACACAACGUCACAGAUGGAAAGUGGUAUUCUGUAGAGGCUGUGCUUGGAAAUUGGGUACUAAGCCUUAAACUACAGGAUGAUGCCAUGAGGUGUGCAAGCCAGACAUGCCACAAAGCAGCUGCAGUCCAGAGAUGGCUGGCGGGGUUCGUUUCAAUCCCUCAGAGCACUUUUAUUGGAGGAAUACCUCGGGACUUGAAUGGCCCCAGUGAAUACGCUGCAUUUACUCCAUUCAUUGGAUGCAUGCGGGAUGUGUUUGUGGACUGGCAGCUCGUCAUCCCCGAGGAAUGGCUGAGCGACUCGGCUGUUAAUGUGUCCCCGGGCUGCAGCCACAGGGACCGCUGCCUGGGUGCGCCGUGCCAAAACAGAGGAGAGUGUGUAAACCUGUGGCAGAGCUACGAGUGCCGGUGUGCAAGGCCUUAUGAGGGGCACGACUGUGAGGAGGAACAUGUGACUGCCCGCUUUGGGAACGAGGACUCCUACAGUUAUGCAGCAUUCACUAUCACUGAUGACCUGGCGGACAACUUCUCCAUCUCCUUCUUCCUGCGCACACGGAGGGGCAGCGGACUCCUCCUGGUGCUUGCCAACAGGAACAGCGGGUACCUACACAUGUGGUUAGAUGGUGGCAAGGUCACAGUUCAGCUCGAUAAGUAUGAAAGCCUAAAGUCAGAGGAUGCGAUCAAUGAUGGGGAAGUCCACUUCGUAAGCGUAGAGGUGGUGAAUGGCCGUACGGCGCUGUAUGUAGCAGCUCAGAAACAGGGAGAUGCAGAGGUGAGGGCAGUCAGUGUCCAAGCAGGUGACACUGUGUACGUGGGAGGUCUGCUGGAGACGAGGGAGACAGCAGUGUUUGGUGGAUAUUUCAAAGGCUGCAUCCAGGACCUGAGGAUCAGUGACAAGAGGCUGCAGUUCUUUGGGCUGGACACCUCAGUGAGAUCUUAUCCUCUGGAGCUCAUGGAAAAUGUAACUGCUGGCUGCUCUGGAGACAACAUCUGCAGUAGGAAUCCGUGUCUAAACGGGGGGAUGUGCUACUCCAAGUGGGAUGACUUCACCUGUACCUGCCCCCCCAGCACGUCAGGGCGGCGCUGUGAAGAGGUGAAGUGGUGCCAGCUGUCCCCUUGCCCCACGGAUGCACAGUGCAGAAUGCUGAACCAGGGCUACGAAUGUUACUCCAAUGCAACCUUCCUGAAUGACAGCACUGUACUGUCCUAUCGGGGAAAUGGUCACAUAUCCCACAACCUGACAAACCUGUCACUAAAUCUGCGCACACGGAAGCGUAAUGCAGCCAUCCUACAUGCUGAGGAGGGCUCCGCUUCCAUCACGGUCUCUGUCCAAGAUGGCUUCCUUUUCAUGGAGCUUCAGAGCACCUAUGGAAAUGACAGUGACAUGGGGGAGGGACGGGAGGUCGUAUCUACAGUCAGUCUCAGCAGCAGAAGUAGCAUCAGCGACGGGGAGUGGCACAGUGCCCACUUCCUUAUGACAGUACCGUGGGCGCAAACCUCUCGGUGGACUUUAGUGCUUGAUGAAGAAAUAGACGAAGCCAGCACUUCCACCAGCAAAGGAGGCAACCUGGACUUCCUCAGACAGGGGGUGGACAUCUUCCUGGGGGGGCUGGCCCCUGACACCGGCUGGUCCUUUGCUGGCUGUCUGGGCACUGUGGAGCUGGGUGGGAUUGCCCUGUCUUACUUCAGUUCCUCUGAGGUGAACCUCCCACGUCUGCAGGAGGAGCAGUUUAUCCAGACAUCGCUGCAUGCGCCGCUCAUCGGCUGUAGCGGGGCCUCUGUCUGUGAGCCAAACCCCUGUCUGAAUGGCGGCGACUGCCAGGACCUCUUCAACAAGUACAACUGCAGCUGCACUGAGGGCUGGGCCGGGAGGCGCUGCGACUUCCUCUUGGACACCUGCGCUUUGAAUCCCUGUGUUCACGGCAACUGCAGUGUCAGUGGGCUGACCUACGAGUGCACCUGUGAACUUGGCUACGCAGGCGUGAACUGCGAGGAAGAGGCUGAUAUGUGCGAAAACCACCUGUGUGCCCACGGGGGCACCUGUCUGCACGGGCCGGACAGGUACGCCUGCCUCUGUCCAGAAAACUACACCGGACCCCUUUGCAAUGAACGCAUUGAAGAAAUUCCAUGGUACAUUGUUGUCAGAAAUGUAAGGCCAAAACUUCCUGUUUCCGUGUGCGGCGAUGACACCAGAAAUUACACCUGCUUCAAUGGAGGCAACUGCACGGACCGGGAGCUUUCCUGUGACUGUCCACCGGGCUUCAUCGGGCACCGGUGCGAGCAGGAGGUGGACGAGUGCAAGUCCAACCCCUGUCUGAAUGGAGGCUACUGCCGCAAUCUCAUCAACAAGUUUAUCUGCGUGUGCGACAUGAGCUACGCUGGAGACCUGUGCCAGACGGACCUGACCUCUGAGGGUUUGACCUCUGACCUCUUACUAUCUAUCAGUCUGGGAUCCGUCAUCCUGUUGCUGGUUGUCAUCCUGACCUCUGUUGGCAUGGUGGUGGCCCUAAAUCGCCGCGCCACCCACGGCACCUACAGUCCCAGCCGGCAGGAGAAGGAGGGGUCACGGGUGGAGAUGUGGAGCAUCACGCAGCCACCGCCCAUGGAGAGACUGAUAUAAGACGCAGGUGGAAAUUGUGUUUUCAUGCAGAAUGAUUAUCUGGUACUGAUAGUAAUAAAAAGAAAUGACACCAUGAAUUACACCUGAUGUAGUAGAUGUAUAAGUGACGCAGUUUGAACAGAGACUGUGGAGACGUGGAGGCUCACAGUGGCUCCGCUUUAAAUUACUGCCAUCUUUCUGUAUUUGCAUAUACACAUGCAAAAAGAAAUUGUGACAGCAUUUUCAUUUUCAGCACCCUCAUCCAUCUUUGUGAUGCUUUGCACCUGGUUCCACAGUGCAGAAGUAUAUCCAUCUACACAGGAAGACCGGAGUUCAAAAUGGAUCGAGUCUUGUCACAUCUCUGUGCUUGAUCCAUAUAUUUAGGAUUGAUGGACCAGUGAGCACUGAAAGGAAAACCUGGUUGGAAUGUAGGGCAAACAAACAUAUUUUCUUAAAGCGUCAUUUGGGACUGCAAGUGUGUAUAAAAAACAAAAAGGUUAAUGAUGUCUUGGAUCAAGUGCUCAAGUAUUUUAGAAUAUGCCACAAUGUCCACAUUCACUGGAGUGAAGGAAAAUGUCGCACACUGGACAUCAUGAUGCUCUAUGGUGCAGAGGCGAAAAGCUCUAAAACGCUCUGGCUGUACAUGCAUUGAUGGGAUUAGUUUACAAUAAGACAAAUAUGGAAAACCAUAAAUCUGUUGUCUUUUAAACACAUGAAAUUCCUUCAGUGUGUAUUUAUUUCAGGAAAAUGUAUCUAGUUCAUCUCAAAGUCCACCAGUAAAUAUGUUCAUUUUCAGUGAACAUUGCUUGUGGACUUUUCUUUCUGAAGCUCUUUAGUCUCAGAUUCAUGUCUUGUAGCAGUUUUAGGAUUCGUUGCAUUAUAGUUAUAGAAGUCAGAAUU